Messenger RNA from Nicotiana attenuata, 788 nucleotides. Its product is annotated as 1,4-dihydroxy-2-naphthoyl-CoA thioesterase 1-like. Gene Ontology annotation, cellular component: peroxisome. Gene Ontology annotation, molecular function: 1,4-dihydroxy-2-naphthoyl-CoA thioesterase activity. The record is from RefSeq and is a predicted model, not a curated record. The transcript has a single exon. Lineage: Eukaryota; Viridiplantae; Streptophyta; Magnoliopsida; Solanales; Solanaceae. Gene Ontology annotation, biological process: phylloquinone biosynthetic process. Bases 55 to 525 code for a protein of 156 amino acids.
UAUAAAUUCAUAAAUCAAGAACUCAAGAGAAAAUCAAAGGUAAGGAGAAAAAAAAUGGAACCAUCAAAGAAUGAGAUUUUAGAUGCUCCACUUCAUGAAGUUGGCUUUAAGAUCUCAGAAAUCUCCUCUCAUAAAAUCACAGGCCAUUUUCCGGUAACCGGAAAAUGCUGCAACCCUUUCGAGGUAUUGCACGGCGGAGUUUCAGCAUUAAUUGCUGAAGCUCUGGCAAGCAUGGGCGCCCAAGUGGCGUCCGAAUUUCAAAGAGUGGCUGGAGUUCACUUAAGUAUUCAUCAUCUCAAGAGUGCUCAUCUUGGUGAAAUUGUUUAUGCUGAAGCUACACCUCUUAAUAUUGGAAAAUCUAUUCAUGUUUGGGAAGUGAAAUUAUGGAAAAAUGAUAAUUCUUCAAAAUUGGGAGAGGAUAGAAUUUUGAUUUCAUCUUCAAGGGUUACUAUCAAGACUAAUAUGGUUGUACCAGAAAAUGUCAAAGAUGCUGCUAUGAAUCUCAAGAAAUAUGCCAGGUUAUGAUUAGGUCUCGGGGCAGAAUAAAACAGAGGCGAAUUUAAUAUUUAAAUUUGAAGAAAUUAAGUUUAAACAUUUUUAGUAAGAAUUUGUCUUACUUUUGAUAUUAUGAAUUCAAAAUUUGAAAUUUAUUAAUCUUUUUUAUUAGUUGUAUGUCUUUUCCUUUUCCCUUUCUCUUCUUCACUUCGAUAGCAUUAGUGUUAGUUUAUUGUCCCUUUAUUCUUAGAUUGCUAUUACUACCAUUUAAUUGCUACCUCGGCUUGGGUCCU